Messenger RNA from Phymastichus coffea, 2232 nucleotides. RefSeq lists its product as uncharacterized. Gene Ontology annotation, cellular component: nucleolus; nucleus. Gene Ontology annotation, biological process: maturation of SSU-rRNA. NCBI's taxonomy places the organism in Eukaryota, Metazoa, Arthropoda, Insecta, Hymenoptera, Eulophidae. Bases 394 to 2196 code for a protein of 600 amino acids. Gene Ontology annotation, molecular function: RNA binding. The transcript has 4 exons. The record is from RefSeq and is a predicted model, not a curated record.
UAGCAACCACGAGAAUAAAUGAAGUAUAUUGCCAUAAGACCCCAUGUAAAAUCGACGGCAGCGCCAGUCUUCCCCCCUCCAGCCAUACGAUCGAUCCCUACAGCGUGCGCGUGUAAUUCUUAAAUUUUAUCCAUCAUAGCAUCAUGAUGUCAGUGCCCAACAGACUCAGUGACGAUGAUGUUGAAUUGCUACGAGCGUCACCAAACGUGGUUUUGAUACAAGUCAACACACACUAAGAAAACACACGUGUCUUAUUUUAAUAUCUGAUGUAAAAAUGUCAACUAACGCCAAAUUACGGACAAUAAGGCUUUACAUAAAAUGCACAUAAGAGUGAAAUAAACGCGUGCUGAUUAUGUUUAUUUAAGUGAUCGAUUCAGUAAAGAUUGCAAAAAAAUGGCUCAAUUAAAUUCGUAUUAUACGCUGUGCCCACUUAUUGACCAACAAAAUUUGCUGGGUGUUGAAGCAGAUUCAGAUUCAGGUUGUGCAAUUGUUACAUUAGGCAAGAAUAUUGUUAUAAGAUAUAAGCUUCAAGACUUAAAGCAAGUUAGUAGCUGGUCAAGUAAAGAUCGUUUGACUGCACAAGUUGUUUACGAUGAAAUAUCAAGGAAUUAUGUUGCAAUAUUUAAUGCAAAAAUAAUUAGAAAAUGGACAGAGAAAGAAACCAAUUUGGAUAGCGUAAAAAAAUGCAAAUUUUCAAUGCCAAUAUAUAAUAUUUUGAAACUAAAGGAGGUUCCACCAAUUUUAGUAAUGCCAAAUGGAACUACACUUUCAUUGGAAUCAGCAUUAAAAAUAAAAAAAGAUUGGAAGACUGAUGGAAUUUUAGGUUCUAAUGAAAAAAUUCUGCAAUGUCAGUUGAUUUCUGUAAAUGACAAUAUAUAUUUCUGUGCUUUGAUCAAUUCAGGAAACUUUCAUUCUUAUGUUUUUGUACUUCUACAAAAAGAUAAUUAUGAAAUGGACUUGGACAAAUUAAUCAAGAUAGAUUUGAAAAGGUCAUCUGAAACACUUGUUGGUCAUGUAAUUAUGCAUGAUAAAAAAAAUGUAUAUCUAUUAACACUCUGGUCACAUGGUCGUUUAUACAGUUAUCCAUUAAUGUCUUGUAUAAAUGAAUCAGUGCCUGGAUCACUUGUUAGUGUAAUUACAACAAUAAAUACUAAACAUCCAGUUGCAAUGAUUGCACUUAAUGACAAUACAAUUGCAGCUUAUGGUGCAGAUGCUCACGAAGAAGGAGCUAUUUUAUUUAUUUACAAUGUACAUUUUAAACUUGUACAAGCUGUUCAAAAACUAAAACUCUACACUUCUGACGCUAAGCUGUGGAAAAUUGAAAAUAAAAUAUUAUUAGCAGCUAACAGGCACUUGGCAGUAGUUCCUUUUCGAUUGGCACCUGAAAAAAUCGAAGCAAUUAUUGGUUCCACCAAUUUAAAAAAUCAUGAUUGUACUGAUGAUAAUGAAAUUAUAGUUAUACAAGAAUUAAAAAAAGCUGAUUGGGGAAUCACUUCUACAAAUCAAUUCAGUUUACCUCUGACAAAUCUUAAUGAAAGUGUAGCUAAUGAAAUUUCAACUUUAUUAAAUGAAGGGUUGAGCAAUGCUGCAAUUCACCAGAGAUUAAUACCAUCUUUGAUUAAAACAAGAGAUUUAACUUCAAUACUUUGGUGUUUGGAUUAUUUAAAAGACUUGCCAGCAGAAUUGUUAAUUCAAAUCUUAAAAUUGUGUUUAGACAAUACCAUCUUGAAUUCAAUAGAAGAUGACUUAAAUUCAGAUUCCAAUUCAGAAAAUAAACUAUUGAAUAAAAUCUUGACAAUUUGUUUCACAGAUGUUUCUCUUAUACAUUAUCUUCGAGUAGGGUUGAACUUUAGUGAAAUUUUAAAGUUACUGAACUAUUUUCUUAUCAAAUUCAGUGAAAAUCAUGAUAAAUGUGAUAAUUUGUUUGAAUCAAAAGUUAAACCAGAUAAUCAAUUGUAUGAGUGGAUUGCAGUUUUACUUGAUUCACAUUAUCAACAUUACUUACUUUCUCAAGACCCACAAGUUUUGAUCACUUUUAAUAAAUUGAAUGAAAUAUUGGAAAUGCAUCUACAAUUUGUAAGAGAUUUGGAAAAUAUAAGACCAAUAGUUAAGAGGCUAAUGGAUGGAAAACUUUUCAAGUUAGCACCUUCAGAUUACUGCAGAUUUUAUUCUAUUGAGGAAAUCAAAUUGUAUUGAGUGACAUGAUUUAAUAAAAAAAUUUAAUUUUUUAUA